AUGACUGGACUACUUCAGCUGCUGUUACUGGUCAGCAUGAGUGUGGCUUCCGAGCCAUCUUGUCCUGCAUGCUCCAAAUAUGACUACGAGGAGAAGGUGCUCGAGAGAAUGGUCCGCAUGGAGUUCGCUUUUGAGAAAGUGUUGAAGGAAAAUAAGGAUGUUAGCAAAACUGUCGAGCAAGAUCUAACGCGGAUCAAAGAAGAAAACGAACGUUUGCACGCGACCAUUGAUGCCCUAAAGGAUCAACAGGAGCAAGCAGAACGCAGACUGGUUUCGCUCAUGGAGGAAGUUGAGAGAAACCAGUCCAGCACACUGGAGAAGAUAGUUUCUGAUUCUAACACUACGUUAGAACAAACUAUUACCGCAUUCAAUGAUUUAAAAGACCAAAUCGCUACUCCACUGGUAUACUUCCAUGCUCGAUCUCCGCAGAGAACCGCCCUGUCCACAGGUGAGGUGAUCGUGUACAAGACAAUUGAUACCAACCAGGGCAACGGAUACAGCUCCACUUCGGGCAAGUUCACUGCUCCAGUACGGGGACUCUUCUUGUUGCUCAUGCAUACAUGCAUAACUUUACAAAACUUCGAUUUUCUCCAGAUAGUUAAGGAAGGCUCAGUCCUCACUGGAACUUCAAACUAUGACCAAAACUAUCAUACCUGUUCUAGUAGUCAGGUGAUUGUACAGCUUGAUGGCGGUGAAACUAUCUGGGUACAAUGCUCCAAUGGGGGAUCUGACAGACAACUGUAUGAUCAUGCGCAUUAUUGGAACAGUUUUGGUGGUGUUCUCAUUCACAACUGA
Mya arenaria is the source of this 795-nucleotide messenger RNA. RefSeq lists its product as uncharacterized. The record is from RefSeq and is a predicted model, not a curated record. Lineage: Eukaryota; Metazoa; Mollusca; Bivalvia; Myida; Myidae. The transcript is spliced from 2 exons. The coding region runs from base 1 to 795 and encodes 264 amino acids. Gene Ontology annotation, molecular function: protein binding.